CUCUCAUACUUGGUUACCCAAAAUCCACAGUGCUUUAGAUUAACCAUUUCUGUAUGUCUGUUCUAAUCUGACACUUAUUUUGGGAAUAAUUUCCUUUUGGGACAGUAGCCCUUGUGUGAUUUAGAUAUCCAGAAGAAUGAUGUGCAUAAUGGCAAAGAGGUGUGUGAGUUUUUAUUUGUAACUUUGCAAGUCAUCACUAAACUCUUUUCCAGUUAAACCUCUAGCAGGAAGAUGCAUCUUGUUUUGUUUUACAUCUCUAAAUUGCAAGCUCUUACAGGCACAGCUUCCUAGGUAUUGUUGGAAUAAACAUGAUAAUGAUAAGGGAAAUAAGAAAAAAUAGUGGAGUGGGAAUGUCCCAGCAGAAUGGGACAUUGAUGUGAUUCAAAUAGUGAAGGCUCCGCUAUUGCUGAUACUUUGAUCUGUUUGUAUCUUGUGGUUAUGUGUAGUCUAGGACUUUGGUUCUAACCUAAUCGCUCUGUAUCAGAUCUUUUUCUGAAAUUCAUCUUAAAAGGGCAACAUCACUGCUAGUCUUCCUACUUCAUGUUUCUUCUUUCUUUCAGACCAGGUAGUUGCUAAUAAAAUUUCUCAGUCUUCAGGAGUCUUCACUUGGAAAGUAUAAGUAAUAUCUUCAAAAUUAAAUACAGUAUUUCAGCACUAAAUUUCUGGGAAAAUACUUCUGUAUAUUACAUGUACUGAUAUAUUAUUCAUACUCUUAUAAGUAUGCACAACGUGUUAUUUUGAAUGCAUUUGUAACUUUGUCUUAAUUGACCUUUUUUGCCUGUACUCUUAGAUGUGUAUGCAAUUUGUCAAAUGUUUCCAUUUCACUUAACAGUGUGGUACAAGUGGUUCUGAAGACUGACGGACAAACGGGGGAAUUAAGAAGUUGGUUAAAUAGAUCAGUUAGUUAAGCUAGAAUAAACCUGCAACACAGACCUUAGUUAAUCAAACAGUAAGCAUAUUAGAACUAGAUUUUGAGGAUAGAUAAACCCCUGUGUUCAGUUUCUGAAAGAUAAAUGCUUAUACUCUAUAAUACUCCUUUAAAGUUGGUGUUACUUAUUCCAUGCUGGUUUCAGUGACCUUUUUCUUGAUGUUUUCAAUACCUUUCCAAGGGUGGUGACAUAUGAAAGUUGCCACUACUUAAAAGUUAACUGAUAAUCUUGUUUCAAAGAUGAAAUCUUAAAGCAUCAUUACAUGACUAUUACUUGCAUGAAAAUGCAAUUUCCUUAAUGGUUAAUAAUGUGCUAGUUAAGGGUACAUGGUCAAAACAAGACUUCGUUCUUUGAGUGAAAGACUAGCAUAUGUUGUUUCUGGAUGAAGUUGAGAAAGAAAACUGUGUAUUUUACAUGACUGAUCGCUUCUAAAUUAGGUGCAAUAUUUAUUUUGGAUGGAUGGAGAGUAAGCAACAACUAAUAGCUGUGAAGUAGUAAACUGAGUUGCUUUACUUUCAUCUUACACAGAAUAUUGUGAAGUUCCCAUUAGUGGCUAAGAGAAAUCAUCAGCCAGUUCUCUGCUGGACAAACUUGAAUGUUUAAUCUCUGUUUCGCUAAAUGGUACACAGUUUACAGACAGUUCUGUUGGAUCAGAGUUCACAGGUGUUUCUCAGACACCAUUUACCUUUGGCUUGGGCCAAAGGGCACCAUAUACAACUGGCGAGCAUUGUCUUCUUUGUAGAAGUGAACGAAAAGAUACUUCGCUUUCAGAGAGCGGAAUAAAAAAUUCUAGCAAAACAGCACUUUCCACAUCUCCAAAAGCAAACAAUAUGCUGCAUCUUCCACUGUGGGUGUGUCCAGACUGUCGACGAACAGUCGAAAAGGAGGAAAGGCAUGCUACAAUAGAGCAAUCUCUUGUGAGCCAAGAUUUCCUUUUGCACAUGCCUCUUGGAAACAGUGGAUCACAGCAGGAAUCUGUAGGAGGAGGAAGAAUAACUGUUGCUGCACAGACGGUGCCUGCUGCAGAUCUUAACAAUUCCUCACCUUCAGACAUAGCAUGCAACUGUGAGGCCUGUAAUGAGCGCAGAGAAAAUUCAGCAGAGCCUGAACGUGAACCUCAGCAGCUUCAAAAUUACUGGUCAGAAGUAAGAUACAUGGUUCGGUGUAUAUAUCGCCAAGCUGGGACCCCUUUGGCAGAUGACCAAGACCAAUCUUUGGUACCAGAUAAAGAAGGAAUGAAAGAGCUGGUGGAUAGGCUUUGUGAAAGAGAUCCAUAUCAGCUUUACCAACGGUUGGAACAGCAAGCUAGAGAAUAUGUGCUUGAAAUGAAGGUUCGUCUGCUCAGACACUUGUCACUGGGAUCUAAAGUUGCAUCAACAUUAGCAAUACAAGGGCCACCACAGGCACAUCAGUUCAUCUCACUCCUACUUGAGGAAUACAGUGCACUCUGUCAGGCAGCAUGUACAAUCAGCGCCUUUCUAGUUACUCUGGAAAAUGAACAUUUGAAGAAAUUUCAGGUGACAUGGGAAUUGCACAAUAAACAUCUGUUUGAAAAUUUGGUAUUUUCUGAGCCACUCUUGCAGAAUAGCUUGCCAACGUUGGUGUCGCAGCUAAGGCUUGGAACAACACACGAUUCCUGUAGUGAAGAUAUGUAUAGUACCUUGCUACAAAGGUAUCAUCAGCUGGAACAGGAAAUGGGUCAAGUUGCUGAAGCAUGGCUUGAAUGCCAGAAAAGAAUAGAUGACUAUGUUGAUGAACAGAUGGCAAUGAAAACAAAACAACGCAUGCUAAAGGAAGACUGGGAAUUUUUUAAACAGAGGCGUUUUAUUGAAGAGCAGCUAAAUAACAAGAAAGCACUAGCUGGGGAGAACAACUUCACAGACACAAUGAGACACAUGCUGUCAUCACGUUUGAGCAUGCCUGACUGUCCCAACUGUAAUUAUAGAAGAAGAUGUACUUGUGAUGACUGCAGCCUUUCACACAUUUUAACAUGUGGCAUCAUGGAUUCUCCAAUAACGGAUGAUAUCCACAUUAAUCAGUUACCACUACAAAUUGAUUCUGCUCCGGAUUAUCUAUCUGAGAUCCGCCCACCCAGUAUGUCUUCAGCAAGUUCAGGAUCAGGUUCCAGCUCGCCCAUUACCAUUCAGCAACACCCCAGACUGAUCCUCGCAGAUAAUGGUUCUGCACCAACUUUUGGUAGUGAUGAUGAAGAUGUUGCACCAUUAUCAGCAAAAUUUGCUGAUAUCUACCCACUGAAUAAUUACGACGAUGCAGAGGUUGUAGCCAACAUGAAUGGAAUUCACAGUGAGCUAAAUGGUGGAGGUGAAAACAUGGCAUUGAAAGACGAGUCUCCUCAGGUGAGCAGUACUAGCAGCAGUUCCUCAGAAGCAGAUGAUGAAGAAGCAGAUGGGGAGAGCAGUGGUGAACCACCAGGGACUCAAAAGGAGGAAAUGUCUUUAGGAAAAAGGGCAUUAAGGAAAGAUGAAGCAAAAAUGGAUAGUCCACCACCUUCUUACCCCAGUCAGCAGGCUGACCAAGGUCCAAAUGCUUGUGAAUGUCACGUUUGCAAACAAGAAGCCUCAGGUCUAACAGCCUCUGCACUUGCAACUGGACGCCUGCCUGCUGGCCACCAGUUUAUGAAUCCUGAAAAACCUGCACAUCCUGCACUUCAUCUUUAUCCUCACAUCCAUGGACAUAUACCAUUGCAUACAAUUCCUCAUCUGCCUCGUCCACUUAUCCAUCCCACUUUGUAUACGGCUUCUCCCUUCACACACAAUAAGGCAUUACCGCCAGCUCCAGUUCAGAAUCAUACAAACAAGCAUCAAGUAUUCAAUGCAUCUCUCCAAGAUCAUAUUUACCCAAGCUGUUUUGGGAGCACUCCAGAUUGGAAUAGUUCUAAAUUUAUAAGUCUUUGGGGAUCAGAGAUGAUGAAUGACAAGAACUGGAAUCCUGCUACAUUUUUGCCUGAUACGAUUCCUGGGAGUGAUAUAUUAGCACCAGCACUCUCAGAAAUAAGACCCGAAGCACUUCCUACUACAUCUAGCAAUGAAGCAACAACAGUUAUUGACAGCAAAGAGAAAAAAAAUGCUGCAAAGAAGAAAUGUCUGUACAAUUUCCAGGAUGCCUUUAUGGAAGCUAAUAAAGUUGUCAUGGCAACCUCUUCUGCCACUUCUUCUGUCUCCUGCACAGCAACUACAGUGCAGUCAAGCAGCAACCAAUUCAAAGUAUCAUCCAAGAGACCUUCGUCGAUAGGUGAAGUGUUCCACAAUAUUAAUAAAGAGGACCAUAGACAUUCUGCACCAGUUGCACCACGAAAUAGUCCUACCAGUUUAGCAUCCCUUCCUUCGCUGUCUCCUGCUGCACUGUCUCCAGCCUCUACACCACAUCUUCCAAAUCUUGCUGCUCCUUCUUUCCCCAAAGCUGCUGCAACAGCCCCUGGAUUUGUGGAUCCUCAUUCAGGUCUUUGUCCUACUACAGUUGCACCUCCUACUUCAACCACAGACAGCUCUGUAAGUGCCCCACCAAGUGUCUGCAGUGAUCCUGAUUGUGAGGGCCAUCGCUGUGAGAACAGUAACACAUAUGAUCAUCAACAGUACGAUGGAGAGGAGAGCCAAGAUGAAGACAGCUGUUCAGAGCACAGCUCCAGUACCUCAACAUCCACAAAUCAGAAGGAAGGAAAAUACUGUGACUGCUGUUACUGUGAGUUCUUCGGCCAUGGAGGACCUCCAGCUGCACCAACCAGUAGAAAUUACGCAGAGAUGCGAGAAAAGCUUCGUUUACGUCUAACAAAAAGGAAAGAGGAACAGCCGAAGAAACCAGAUCAGAUCUCUGAAAGGGAAAGUGUUGUUGACCAUCGAAAGGUGGAAGACUUGCUACAAUUUAUAAACAGCUCUGAAACCAAACCAGUAAGCAGUUCUCGAGCAGCCAAGCGAGCCAGACAUAAGCAAAGAAAGCUUGAAGAAAAAGCUCGACUUGAAGCAGAAGCCAGGGAGAGGGAGCAUCAUCAGUUGCUUGAGGAACAGAGGCGGCGUGAGGAAGAAGAAGAAGAGAGGCUGAAACAAGAAUUACAACGGCUUCAAGAACUUCAGCAGUUGCGGGCUGUGAAGAAAAAGAAGAAAGAACGAACAAGUAAAGACUGUCAGAAGGUGGACAUGCUUACUCGAAACUGCCAGGCAGUGAAGGAAUCUGUCCCAAACGCACCCGAAGACAUUCACAAUGGUACACUUGAGCAAUCAGAAAAGAUAGAAACCUCCUCCGGUUCACUGUCAGGACAUGUGAAUCAUACAGAACAGAGGCCAGUUUCAGAGACAGGCUGUGAACUGUCCAAUCCUGUAAACACUAGAGACUCAAAGCUGCUUUAUCAGAAAGAGGGGAGUGUAAAGCAGCAUGAGCCCCUCUCUUUUCUGCUUGAUAUUAUGCAUCAACAUAAAGAAGGAAACAGCAAACAGAAACUAAAGCAGAUAAACAAACCGUGUGCUGAACAAGUGAAAAAGCCUCUUGAAUCCCCCAAAGCAGCUGAAAUUCAGACUAAAACCAGAAACCAAACAGAAUCCAAAGCAAAAGCAGCAGAGCUCCCAACACUUGCAGAACCUAAAAAAGAGGAAAAGAAACUAAACAAUAACAACAAAAAGCAGUUAAACCAUGUAAAGGAAGAGAAGGCACCUGUAACAAGUGAAUCCCCUUCACCAAGUGAUCAGCAACAAAAUAAUAAGCUAAUACUUGCAGAUUCUCCUCAACCAAAAGGCAAGAACAAGAAAAACAAGAAGAAAAAAGGGGACAAAGUCAACAAUUCCAUUGAUGAUGUGUUUCUACCCAAAGACAUUGAUCUAGAUAGCGUGGAAAUGGAUGAAACAGAGCGAGAAGUGGAGUAUUUUAAAAGAUUCUGCUUGGAUUCUGCCAGACAGACAAGGCAGAGACUUUCCAUCAACUGGUCCAAUUUUAGCUUGAAAAAAACCACCUUUGCUGCACAUUGAAAUGACACAAUAUGGGGAGGGAACCCUGCAGGAAUCAAUGAACGACAACUCCACUUACCUGUCCUGCUGUGCUGAGAGCUUAUCUGGUCUUGAGCCAGUGCUGCCUUGCCUUGUCCCCAGUGCUGUGUGGAUCUGCACUGAACCCUUUGGCCUGAUAAUUCUUGCGGACUGAAAAAUUGCCACUUUCUACCUGAAUUUGUUAGCUUGUGUGCUUGUAGUCUGUGAGUGAGACUUACUUGAUUGUAGCUGUAUGCCGUUGGAGUUGGAACAAUAGCUCUUUUCCAUCUCCUUCUGAAUGCCUUGGCCUCAAAGACUUUAAAUUGCUUAGGCUUGGGUGGAGGCCAAAAUACUAGUUUGCAUCAUCUGCAGUGGCUCCUGUCACUUCUGCAUCUAGCUAUGUUUUGUCAUUCUGACUCCUGACAAAGGAAUGGACCUAGUCAGUUGUGCUUUCAUCUGCUCCAGAAUUCUCCUGACAUGACUUCAUGAAAAAGAGGCUCUUAUGGGACAAGUAUUUCCUCAGUUCUUUCACAAUCUACUGUUUAAGAGUGUACAAGUUACGCUAUUUGUGUUUUGAUUUUUUUUUCUGACUUGUAGCCAGCUUGUGUAAGAAUACUUGCAGAAUGAGAAAAUUUAAAAAAGAACAGUACUCACACUAUCAAAUCUGUUAUAGAGUGUAUAAUUGUAUUAACACUGAAGCCUAACUGGCUACUUUUUUAACAUAUUGUUAAGUAAUAUUAAAAUCAUGUCUUUC
Messenger RNA from Harpia harpyja (harpy eagle), 6653 nucleotides. It is a transcript of the gene FAM193A, whose product is annotated as family with sequence similarity 193 member A. Lineage: Eukaryota; Metazoa; Chordata; Aves; Accipitriformes; Accipitridae. The record is from RefSeq and is a predicted model, not a curated record. The transcript has 22 exons. The coding region runs from base 1760 to 5902 and encodes 1380 amino acids.